UCUCAAGCAUCUAGAUUUGAGCGGGAAUAUUCUUCUCGGAAGUGCAAUGGCUAUGCCGGGAUUCUUGGGCUCUCUCCAGAGUUUGACUUAUCUCAACCUCUCCAACAUGCAUUUUCGGGGUAGAGUGCCUCCUCAGCUAGGCAAUCUCUCCAAAUUGGUACAACUUGACAUACAGUGCGACUUCAUAUACACCGAGCUAUACAAUAGUCUUCUAUACUCAAAGGAUAUAUCUUGGUUGUCGCGUCUUCAAUCGCUACAACAUCUUAACAUGGGCUCCGUCGACCUCAGUGGAGUUGCUUACUGGUUGCAUACAGUCAACACCAUUCCCAGUUUGGCUGUAAUGAUUCUGUCUUCAUGUGGUCUUAAUAAGAGUAAUACUCCAACAUCACUUCAACACCACAACCUUACGGUUCUUGAGGAGCUUGACCUCUCAUACAACCCUUUAAACAGCUCAGCUGCACCCAAUUGGUUCUGGAAUGUAACUAGCCUCAAGAGCCUACACUUAGAUGGUUGUGAAUUAACAGGCGUGUUUCCUGAAGAGUUGGGAAACUUGACCUUGUUAGAGACCUUCAGCAUUGAAGGAAACAACAUAAAGGGGAUGAUACCAGGAACACUAAAAAAUAUGUGUAAUUUAAGGUCUCUAGAUUUCAGCAACAACAACAUCAGCGGGGACAUAACAGAGGUGAUUGACAGGUUACCCAAUUGUUCUUGGAAUAAUUUGCAAGAGCUGAGUUUGGUCGGUGCCAACCUCAUUGGCACGGCUUUACCAUUUGUGUCAACCCUUACUAGCUUAAACAUGCUUGAUGUCAAUUGGAAUCAGUUGAGUGGCUCAAUUCUUGUGGAUAUUAGCAUGCUUACAAAUUUUACUUACUUAGACCUCGGAAACAACAAUUUGAGCAGUCCAUUGCCUGUGGAGAUUGGUGCACUUAAAAGUUUGACUUACUUAGACCUUGGAAACAGCAAUUUGAGUGGUUCACUGCCCGUAGAGAUUGGUGUGCUUACAAAGCUGACUACAUUAGUUCUUCAAAACAACAACUUGAGUGGUGUGAUAUCAGAAGGUCAUUUUGCUGGUUUGGUGAAUUUAAAGUUCAUCUACUUACUUAAUAAUAAGGUGGAACUCAUUAUGGACUCGCAUUGGGUGCCUCCGUUCAACUUGGAUACAGCAUGGCUUUCAUCUUGUAAUUUGGGUCCCCAGUUUCCUACAUGGUUUCGAUGGCAAAAGAGCAUCCGUGAACUUGAAAUGUCAAACACGGGUCUAGUUAGUAGGAUCCCAGAUUGGUUUUGGGAAACCUUUUCUCAAGCUACGCAUUUGGACUUAUCCUCAAACCAACUUAGCGGUGAGUUACCAUUCAAUCUGGACUUCAUGUCGGUGGUUGCGCUUUCAAUGCAGUCAAAUCAACUGACUGGUUUGAUACCCAAGUUACCAAGAACAAUUGAGUUAUUGGACAUAUCAAGAAACUCUUUAGAUGGGUUUGUGCCAAAUUUCCAAGCUCCACAUUUGGAGGUUGCAGUUCUGUUUUCCAAUUCUAUAACCGGGACUAUUCCAACGUCAAUUUGUCGACUGCAAAAACUGCGGGUCUUGGAUCUUUCGAACAAUAUGCUUUCAAAAGAACUUCCUGAUUGUGGCCAAAAAGAGUUGAAACCACAGAACCAAUCUAGCAACAACUCUACAGGAGUCAAUUCAUUAAGUUUUUUCAGCUUGAAAAUCACCACUCUUCUUCUAAGCAACAACAGUUUUUCAGGUGGAUUUCCUUUGUUCCUACAACAAUGUCAGAAUCUUAGUUUCCUCGAUCUAAGUCAAAACAAAUUCACUGGAAAGUUACCUAGAUGGAUUAGUAAAUCCAUGCCUGGUUUGGUUAUCCUACGAUUAAGAUCAAACAACUUUUUUGGUCAAAUCCCAAAUGAAAUAAUGGGACUUCAGGAUGUUUGUAUUCUAGAUCUAUCUAAUAAUAACUUUUCCGGGGCCAUACCACCGUAUAUGGAAAACUUGAAAGCUUUGAUUGGCACUGCUGCUACAGAUGAUUAUACACCAGUAGAUGAUCCUUUCGCUGAAGACUACAGUGACAAGUAUGGUUUGGCUGAUAUGGGAAUGUCUAAUGAUAGCUUGUCAGUGGUGAUAAAAGGGCAAGUGCUUGAAUACACAGAGAAUGCUCUAUAUUUGAUGAGCAUUGAUUUAUCUUGCAACAGUUUGACCGGAGAAAUCCCAGUGAAACUAAGCGCCCUUGCUGGUCUCAUAAAUUUGAAUUUAUCAUCAAACAUGUUGAGUGGAAAUAUCCCAUAUAAGAUUGGCAACCUUCGAUUGUUGGAGUCUCUUGACCUGUCAAAGAACAUACUUGGUGGGCAAAUUCCCUGGAGCUUAUCAAAUUUGACAUACCUGAGCCGUCUGAACUUGUCGUACAACAAUCUAUCAGGAAGGAUACCCUCAGGGAAUCAACUCGACAUCCUCGGUACAGAUGAUGCAGCCUAUAUGUACAUUGGUAAUCCUGGUCUUUGUGGACAUCCAGUUCUAAGGCAAUGUCCUGGUCCACCUAGAGAUCCGCCAACCAACGGAGAACCAACAAGGUUGCCUGAAGAUGGCUUGUCUCAAAUAGAUUUUCUUCUUGGAUCAAUUAUUGGCUUUGUGGCGGGCACCUGGAUGGUGUUUUUUGGACUUCUCUUCAUGAAGAGAUGGAGGUAUGCUUAUUUCGGGCUACUCGACAAGCUAUAUGACAGGUUGUAUGUCAUCUCUGUUGUUACUUGGCAAAAUUGGUUCGGACCACGGGUGUGAAUUAAGCAAGAACUACCAAAGAUACCGCUACAAGAUUAAGGGGCCUGGAAAACUUAUUGCUAUAUUGUAUUGUCAAACACUUUACCAUUCAGAACUUAUUG
Molecule: messenger RNA, 2868 nt
Organism: Triticum dicoccoides
Lineage: Eukaryota; Viridiplantae; Streptophyta; Magnoliopsida; Poales; Poaceae
Product: receptor-like protein EIX2
Exons: 1
Coding region: 47-2767 (906 amino acids)
Molecular function (GO): protein binding
Source: RefSeq, a predicted model, not a curated record